Molecule: messenger RNA, 1941 nt
Organism: Boleophthalmus pectinirostris (great blue-spotted mudskipper)
Lineage: Eukaryota; Metazoa; Chordata; Actinopteri; Gobiiformes; Gobiidae
Product: serum paraoxonase/arylesterase 2-like
Exons: 10
Coding region: 319-1392 (357 amino acids)
Molecular function (GO): arylesterase activity
Source: RefSeq, a predicted model, not a curated record
GAGAAAUAAAAAUCCUUGAAAAUUUGAGGGGUGGUCCAAAUAUCAUCUCACAGUUAGAUAUAGUCAAGAAUCCUGUGGUUCGUUAACCUUUUGUUUAGACCCGUUUCUAAGUUCCACUUAUUUCAAAUGUUAAAAUUACAUUUCAGUCCCGAACCCCUGCCCUUGUCUUUGAACAGGUGAACACACAGCUUUAAGUCCGGCAGUGGUGAAGGCACCAGAGGCCGCACCUGCUAGAGCACUGCCGGGGCGCGCAGCGGGUACUCCUCGGUGUCGAGUGCUCCAAAGUCGAACUGCUGCACGAGGUUUUUCAGUUUUGAAAUGGGCAAAGUUGGCUUUAUUUCGCUUUUAAUUGCUGCCAUAGCAGUGUUUCUCGGAGAAAGAAUUGCCAAUCUAAGGAAAAGGUUCCAGGCCACCCAGGAACUUGAGACAAACCAUCUUCCCAACUGUGUUUUCCUUCCAAACUUGAAUCAUGGCUCUGAGGACAUCACGAUACUUAGGAACGGCCUUGCUUUUAUCAGCUCGGGUCUCAGGUACCCUGGCAUGCCCAUCUUGGACACUGUGGUGGGAAAAAUAUAUGUUUUGGAUUUUAACGAAACAAGAAUUAAACCAAUAGAGCUACGAAUGCCGAGGAACUUUGAUUUGGAGUCAUUUAACCCUCACGGCAUAAGUGUAUACACCGAUCCAAAUGAUGGCACAGUGUAUCUAUUUGUUGUCAGUCACCCAGAGCACAAAACGCAAAUAGAGCGGUUUAAAUUUGUGGAGGAGGACUACUCUCUUGUACACUUGAAAACAAUCAAACAUGAACUUCUGCAUAGUGUCAAUGAUAUUGUUGCUGUUGGAGUGGAAAGCUUCUAUGCCACCAUUGACCAGUAUUUUGUGAAUGAGUUUAUGAAAGGUAUCGUGGAGCUGAUUUUAUUACAGCCCUGGACCACUGUUGUAUACUACAGUCCUGAAGAAGUGAAAGUUGUCUCUGAUGGAUAUUACUUUGCAAAUGGCAUCAAUGUGUCACCAGACCAAAAAUAUGUGUAUGUAGCUGAUAUGGCUGAUCAUAAUGUGCAUGUUUUGGAGAGGAAGGAAGAUAAUGGAUUGGCGUUUGUGAAAAGUGUGGCUGUGGGAUCUCUUUGCGACAACCUUGAGGUGGACCCCAACACUGGAGACGUGUGGUCAGGUUGUCAUCCCAAUGCAUGGAAGCUCUUUUUCUAUGACGCCAAUAACACACCAGGAUCAGAGGUUAUCCAAAUCCAAAACAUUCUCUCUGAUGAACCAGUGGUAAAACAGGUGUACGCUGAUGAUGGUAAAGUCCUCCAGGGAUCAUCGGUUGCAACUCCUUAUGGGAACAAGCUUCUUAUUGGUACUGUGUUUCAUAAAGCAUUGAUCUGUGAUCUGAAGUAGUGCAAAUGACUGUGAACCUGUUCAUCAAGCUAAAUCAAAGUGACUCAGGUAAAAGAUUUCUAUUUCAAAAUUCAACCACUACAUAAGAUGAACAGCAAACAGAUGCAGGUUGUAAGAGAAGUUGAGUGAAUGUGCUUUUCAAAAUGCAUGUUAGGGACCUACAGUUUUGUGUCUUGGGGUUUGGUUGGUGUGACAUAUUAGGAUGUUCCUUUUUUGCAUAUAAUGAUCUACUAUGACAGACAAAUGGGCAUAUAUAUUAAAAACGGUUAUUAUUGUUAAGUGGGGGUUGGUGACGUGUGAUCUAUUACCAUUUAAAGAGAAUGUUUGGGAUGGAUGCUUUUGUAAUUUACACAUUUUAGAUGUUAAUUCUUAAAAAUAUGUUGUAUGAUGUAAUAAAAGGCUGUACUUAAUAUAAACAUGUUUCCGUUAUUCACAAAUCACCAUGUCAGCACUUGCUUAGUGUGUCCUUGAGCACACAACAAAUGUAACCGUAAGGGAAACAUACUGCGAUCUGUAAAUGCAAAAAACUGCUACCUAUAAUCCUGAAUU